UUAGAGGGCUCUCAGAGAUGGCAAUAUAUACCUUCUUAACACUCUGUCUGUCCGGGACUCAGUCUGUGUCUCUGUGACUCUAACGGCCCUGCCAGGUUAAAUCGGAUAACACCAGGACCCAGCUGCUAAUAUGGCCACCGAGAAAAGACUGUCUGCGAGACGCAAGCAUACUCUAAAGAGCUGUAUGCUGGUGGUGGCAAACAAUUUGCUGGAGGCUGAAGCAUCCGUGAAGGCUGAUGAGAGGGAGAAGUUCCUGGAAAACAAGUGUCCUCCCCUGGAACUGCCCCGCUCCAAGGAGGAGCUCCUGGAACUUUGCCAAAAACUUCACGAGCAGAUUGACAUCAGUGAAGAGGAGAGAUACAGCAUAGAGUUUAAACUGAACCUGGUGUUGAAUGAGGUCAGGGACCUCAACAUUAAGAUUGUGGAUUUGAGGGGAAAAUUCAAGAGACCCCGACUGAAGAAAGUACGUAUGUCUGCUGACGCCAUGCUCAAAGCUCUGCUGGGCUCCAAACACACAGUCAACAUGGACCUGAGGGCCAACCUGAAGCAGGUCAAGAAGGAGGUGAAAGAGGAGGACAAGCAGCUGCGUGAUGUGGGAGACUGGCGUAAGAACAUUGAGGACAAGUCUGAUAGGAAGAAGAUGUUUGAUAGUUAAAUGGGAUCUGUCACUAAUAGAUGGAAUUCAGGUUUAAUGUCUUUUUAACUGAAGAGUUUUAAACAAAAAUGCAACAUAUCCAGUUUACUUUUCAUUAUUAUUAGGAAGAUAAGAUGCUAUCUGCGGAGGGUAUGAUGUUAAAUAAUGUAGACCUAUUGGCUGGUGGGGACAUGGAGAAAGAUUGAUGUGUUUUCUAAGCUUCUGCUGUGGUACAGUAAGUGAUAAAUGGAGUUUAUACGUUUGAUCACAGGGGCUUUUGAGCAUGUGUUACACAAAUUUCUACUUCCCUGAGAGUGGUGGACAAUGGUAAUGUGCACUGUGUUCGAUGACACAGGGUGGACUAUUAUAGAUAUUUUUUCCUGUUUCUUUUUUUUUUUUGGAAGGGGUGGGGUGGGGAUAUUUUGCACUUUGGAAAAAAAACUCUUCGGCUGAAUCGAAGCUGCCUUGUGCUUUUGCCUGUACUGAAACUGUACUGUGAUGUAUUUGAACUAUACGUACUGGAAUCAGUUAGUACUUGAGUGAUGAAUCAAGCAAAUUUUUCUUCUGUUAAGGCUGAUAUAUGUUUCUGCAUAAUUAUACGAUGAUGCACCUUCCUCAAAACUUUAGUGUGUUGUCAUUGUUCAGUAAAAUCAGUGGUAUCAAUGUAUAAUGGAGACAGUUCGAGAGAGGACAGUGAUUCUCUACGUAGUAGUGCAUACUGUAAGUAUUGCAAGAUCACUGUUCUUCACGAUUUGAGCUUUGACCGGCACUGUUCGAUAACAUCACCUUCUUGUGUCUAUUACUUCUUACAAAAAUGGCACCCAGCUGCAAAGGUAGCACCACAAGUUAUUUGUCUCAGCAUUACAUAUGUUCACACAACAUGGAUGGAGACAUGAAUUCAUUUUCUUUUUCAGAUUUUCCCCUAGAGACCGAUCUUGUCAUAUCUUAGAGAUGGUUAUGUUGUAUCUGGAAACAAACUGACGUAUCUGUAAUACUUUCCAUUUUAAUAAUACAGUUUUGAUUUUUUUUUUUUUUUUUAAUAAGCAAAUCCUCAUUUUGAUUUUGACAAGGCUCGUUAUCUUAUUUGGCAAUAGACAGUGAUUAAACAGACAUUUAUUCCACCUUCAUUUAUUGUGAUUACUAACUAAACAGAAUUUCACCCUUUUCCUUUUUUUUUUUCUUUUUUUUUUUUUUUUUUAUCACAUCGAUCCAAGCCCUGCGGCCAGUAUGGAAUACGUGACUUCCUUUAUUGCAGAGGUAUAAUUCAGCCUACAGUUAUAAACAACAUCAUGUUCAUUCAUCUCUGUGUUUCUGUAAUGAUAAUGUGAUGUACUUUUCUUGUCACUUUGCUGUCACAUUAAAUACAAAGGCUUCAUGUUCA
This is a messenger RNA of Mugil cephalus (flathead mullet), 2015 nucleotides long. RefSeq names its product troponin I type 2a (skeletal, fast), tandem duplicate 2 (gene tnni2a.2). The transcript is spliced from 7 exons. The record is from RefSeq and is a predicted model, not a curated record. Gene Ontology annotation, biological process: muscle contraction. Gene Ontology annotation, cellular component: troponin complex. The coding region runs from base 131 to 655 and encodes 174 amino acids. NCBI's taxonomy places the organism in Eukaryota, Metazoa, Chordata, Actinopteri, Mugiliformes, Mugilidae.